UCACCUCAGUGGCUGGCUGGCUGCCUUGGCUGUGGGCUGUGGCCUCCAGCCUCCUCAAUCAUUCGCCCAGAGAGAAGCGGAGCUCUUCUUCCACCCCUACGGCUCUACCACCAGUCAGUCGCCACCACCACCAAGUCAGUCAGCCAGCCAGACAGCCAGUCCCACCACACCACACCACACCACUGGCACUCACCCCCCACCCCCACCCAGCACCAAAUUAGGGAGGGAGGGGAUGACCACCAGGCCAGCAGAGGGGGGCGCCGCCGCCGCCGACAAGCAGCUCGUCCCCGCCUCCAACGGCAACGCCCUCGCCGUCCGCAAGGCCUCCUCCAAGGACCGCCACAGCAAGGUUGACGGCCGGGGCCGCCGCAUCCGCAUGCCCAUCAUCUGCGCCGCCCGCGUCUUCCAGCUCACCCGCGAGCUCGGCCACAAGUCCGAUGGCCAGACCAUCGAGUGGCUGCUCCGCCAGGCCGAGCCAUCCAUCAUCGCCGCCACGGGCACGGGCACUACCCCGGCCUCCUUCUCCACCUCCUCGCCAUCCUCCCUCCGCUCCUCCUCCUCGUCCCAGACCACACCGCCCGCCGCGCCCUUCAUCCUCGGCAAGCGCGUCCGCGACGACGCCGACGCCGAGCCCACAGUCGCAGCCCCCGCCCCGGGAUUCUGGGCGCUGCCGGCGCGGGCAGACUUCGGCCAGCUCUGGAGCUUCGCGGCAGCGCCGGAGAUGAUGGUGGCCGCCGCGGCAGCGGCGGCGGCGACACCGGCCAUGGCGGGGGAGGCGUCCGCAGCCCGGGUCGGAAACUACCUACCCAUGGCGCAGGGCAACCUCAACCUGCUCGCCUCCUUCUCCGGCGGGCCAGCUCCAACGGCCACAGCCGGACGGGCCGAGGAGGAGAGCGCACGCUGAACAUAGAUAGGGUCCGCCAUCGGCUCAUGCAUCUCCACCUCUACUCUAGGGUUUUAUUUAUUAGGUUUUCUUCCUUGAUUCCGAGACUUGUUGCUCCGGUUUGCUUUGCUUGGCGUCGCUGCUCAACUCUGCGUGUCUCUCCGUGUGUGUGCAACAACUGUCACUCAGCUCACUUCUGGUUUAUUUAUUUCCUCUCUACUAGGCUAGCUUGGUUGCCGAAUUGGGUGGCCUUGAGCAAGAGCACCUGCAAAAUUGCUCUCAUGUCCUCAGCUCACCCACCCCAUGAUCCCAUUCGUCCUAGGAAGGAAUAGCCGCUUGCUCAGUAGUAGUAGGUCUCUUGUUCUGUGUCACUCUACCCCUGGUUGCAGUGCAGCAUCCACAGCUAGUCCUUUUACUCCUUAUCAAGGAGCAAAUCUUGUCCUGGUCAUGGGAGAUUGGGAGGUGUGCGCGUGUGAUAAAAUUCUAGCCAGCCAGCCAGUCAGUCAGUCAGUCAGUGUGCUGUGUUGCUGUCAAAACUCAAAUGUAGUCUCGGUGAGCUGUUCCAAGAAGAAGAAGAGAAGAAAACUUCCUCUUUGCUGGACGAGGGAAAUGGCGUCAAAUUGUCGUCCAUCUCUGCAGCAGCCAGCAGGCGCAUCAGUUCAGCCCCCUCCCUCCAACGUGUCUCACAAAGCAGAGAGGGGAAGAAGAGGAAAAAAGGAAAAAGACCUUUUCUUACCACAAACAGUCAAACAAACAAACAAACAAAGGAGGCUGUCCCUGGCUGUAAGUUGUCCACUUGUUCUGCUGAGCUGCUGUCUGCUUGCUGUCAUUUUGAUUGUUGCCUUUUGUGCUCUUAUCUGGAUUGGAUUAGUCAUACUGCUUCUGCACCUGCUUGUUGGGGAGAUUGAGAACAGUAACUAGUCUGCUAGUCAUCAAUUGUUGGUAGCUCAGUUCAGGUCAUAUGUAUGUAUGUAUGUAUGUAUGUAUGCAUGUGUAUGUAUCUAUGUACGGAUCGUUUGUUGAUCAGGUCAAGAAUUAAUGGACAAAAAUAAGGAUGGAAGAAGAAGAAAAAUCAUGAAUGCAUCCGUCUUCCUCUUCCCAUGGCAUAUUUUCUGUU
Panicum hallii is the source of this 2000-nucleotide messenger RNA. Its product is annotated as transcription factor TCP7-like. Gene Ontology annotation, molecular function: DNA-binding transcription factor activity; sequence-specific DNA binding. NCBI's taxonomy places the organism in Eukaryota, Viridiplantae, Streptophyta, Magnoliopsida, Poales, Poaceae. The record is from RefSeq and is a predicted model, not a curated record. Bases 233 to 904 code for a protein of 223 amino acids. Gene Ontology annotation, cellular component: nucleus. The transcript has a single exon.